AUGGGUUACGAUCUCACCAAACAGAACUUCCCCCUGGCCAACCAGACCCACGACGGCUGGUCCACCGAGACAGAAGCAACAGCAACAUGCUUCUGCGGUGCCGUACAACUCGCCUUCCCCACCCAAGGGGACGGCCUCGUAACCACCUUUGUCUGCAACUGCAGCGACUGCCAUAAGAUUAGCUCUUCCAUGUUUUGUUCCAACUUUAUCGUCAAGGACUCACACCUCAAGCACCUGCGCGGCCAGGAGAACCUCACGGCCUUCGCCCAGAAGAAGACACCCGCGUCGCUGAAGCUGAUGACGAACUACUUCUGCAAGACCUGUGGGACGCUUUUGUAUCGGGUUGGCGAGUCGUGGCCUGAGCAAAGUAUUUUGAGGAUUGGCACGGUGGAUGAUUUCACGCUCAUGGAGACGAAGUUGAAGCCGCAGGUGGAGUUUUUCACUGAGGGGAGGGCCGGGUGGUUGUGUGCGGUUGAUGGGGCGAAGCAAUUGAAGGGGAUGGGGAAUUAG
Mytilinidion resinicola is the source of this 510-nucleotide messenger RNA. RefSeq lists its product as uncharacterized. Gene Ontology annotation, molecular function: carbon-sulfur lyase activity. The record is from RefSeq and is a predicted model, not a curated record. Bases 1 to 510 code for a protein of 169 amino acids. The transcript has 2 exons. NCBI's taxonomy places the organism in Eukaryota, Fungi, Ascomycota, Dothideomycetes, Mytilinidiales, Mytilinidiaceae.